AAUACCAUCGUAUAAGACUUUCCCGCGCGUAGCCGUGAUGAUGUUUGGUUCCGUUUUUGUUUCACGUACGGCUCUGAACAAAAUGGGUUAAACACUUCACCAUUAUAUAAAGCGUAUCAGUCUUCUUCUUUUUUUGCCUCAAAAGAUAAAGUACGUAGAGAGGAAGUAUAAUUUUCAAAAGUGGUAACAUUUAGAAUAUACGUACAACCUUACACCAUAAUGGAUUUUCACAUACUCCGUUUAUUUCGGGUUGUUAUCGUCGCAGCUUUCAUCUUCCACGGCUCGUGUUAUUCCCAAAAAGCUGGUGAUUAUAGUUUUAUGAUAGAUGCAACGUCAGCACCAAAGUUAUCUCACUUCGACUACAUAGUCAUCGGAGGAGGAACCGCGGGAUGUGCACUAGCCGCAACGCUCUCGCAAAACGCAACCGUUUUAGUUCUCGAACGCGGUGGGUCCCCUUACGAUAACCCGACGGCCACAGACAUCGGAAACUUCGCCAAUACACUCUUGAACUCAACACCAAACUCUUGGUCGCAGCUUUUCAUAUCGGAAGACGGCGUUCUCAACUCUCGUGCGCGCGUGCUUGGCGGAGGAACGGUGCUAAACGCGGGAUUCUACUCGCGUGCCGAAGAUACUUUCGUGGAGGAAGCCGGUUGGGAGAGAGAAGAGAUCGAAGCAGCUUACGAAUGGGUCGAGAAGAAAGUGGUGUUCGAACCAGAGGUUAAGGGAUGGCAGUCUGCGUUUAUAGAUGGGCUUUUGGAAGCCGGAGUGGUUCCGUACAAUGGUUUCACGUACGAACAUGUCUAUGGGACGAAAACUGGCGGUACGAUAUUUGAUCGGGAUGGUCGGAGACACACGGCAGCUGAUCUGUUGGAGUAUGCUGAUCCGGAUAUGAUAACUGUGUACUUGCAUGCUUCUGCUCAUAAGAUCCUCUUCACCACCAAAGGAAGUAUGAGGCCUAAGGCAAAUGGGGUGAUAUUCCGAGAUGCCAAUGGAGUGUUACACACGGCAAAACUAGCGACACAUAACUCACUGAACGAAGUGAUUUUAUCAGCCGGUGCCAUCGCAAGCCCGCAGCUACUGAUGCUGAGUGGUGUUGGCCCUGAGGCUCACCUUGCAGACCGUGGGGUGAAUCCGAUCGUCCUAGAUAACCCCAUGGUAGGACAAGGAAUGGGUGACAACCCCAUGAAUCCUGUCUUGGUUCCUUCUCCUGAACCUGUAGAAGUGUCCCUUGUCCAAGUCGCUGGUAUCCCUCAUUUUGGUAGUUACAUUGAAGGUGGGAGUGGAUUAAGUUUCUCUAGUAAUUUGACCCACAGCUACUUCGACGGUGUUAUAAAUCUUCUUAAUGAGAUAAAACUCCCCACCGAAAACAUCUCUAGCCUUUUAAAAUCUUUGGAUCCUCCAUUUGAUGUGACAACACAAGCAGGUGUGAUGCUUCAGAAAGUUGAUGGACCGAUCUCGAGGGGUCAUUUGGAGCUGCGGAACACGAAUCCAGAUGAUAACCCUUCGGUGACAUUCAACUACUACCAAGAACAAGAGGAUUUGAAUAACUGUGUUGAAGGACUUAGUGCUAUAGUUAAAGUGAUCAAUUCAAAGGUAUUCUCCAAGUACAAGUAUCCUGGAGUGUCCGCGCGUGGAUUGCUAGAUCUCAUUCUUGCCCUUCCCAUUAAUCUGAGGCCAAGGCACAUAGAAUCAUUAUUUGAUUUGAAGCAGUUUUGUAAAGAUACGGUGAUGACUAUCUAUCACUACCAUGGAGGUUGCCAAGUUGGAAAAGUGGUCGAUAAUGAUUACAAAGUAUUAGGGAUUGAUGCUCUGAGGGUCAUCGAUGCAUCAAUAUUUCUCAGGACCCCCGGGACUAAUCCUCAAGCCACCAUCAUGAUGCUUGGAAGGUAUAUGGGGCAGAAAAUUCUUCGAGAAAGAGCUGAUUUUCUGGAAACUGAAGAAGAAUCAUGAUAUUUUAAAAUAUGCUCAAAAUAAGAUCUUGUUAUUGAAGAUUGUUGCUUGCUAUGAAAGACUAAGAAUAAACAUCUUCAUCGUUCAAAGAAAGU
This is a messenger RNA of Thlaspi arvense, 2045 nucleotides long. NCBI's taxonomy places the organism in Eukaryota, Viridiplantae, Streptophyta, Magnoliopsida, Brassicales, Brassicaceae. The record is from the annotation of a GenBank genome assembly.